GCGGCGGACAGCAGGCCCCGCCCCGAGCGCCAGCCGCCUUCUCAGGGUUGCCCGCUGCGCAGGCGCAGAAGCUUCUAGGUGUAGCUGCGGCGGUGAUUAACAGAUGAGGGUAAAAGAUCCAUCCAGAGAUUUACCUGAGAAAGACAAAAGAAAUCAAAGACCAUCAGCACCUCACGAUGAAGACUCUUCAGAUGACAUUGCUGUAGGUUUAACAUGCCAACACGUAAGUCAUGCUAUCAGUGUGAGUCAUGUGAAGAAAGCAAUAGCUGCGAAUCUGUGGUCAGUUUGUUCAGAAUGUUUAAAAGAAAGAAUAUCCUAUGAUGGGCAGCCAGUACUUCCUACUGAUGUUUGGUUGUGCCUCAAAUGUGGGUUUCAGGGAUGUGAUAAAAACUCAGAAAGCCACCAUUCACUGAAGCACUUCAAGAUUUGUGGAGCAGAGUCCCAUUGUAUUGUAAUUAGCUUGAGUACGUGGAUUAUAUGGUGUUAUGAGUGUGAUGAAAGAUUACCAACACAUUGUAACAAGAAGGUUUUGGCUCAGGUAGUUGACUUUCUCCAGAAACAUGUUUCUAAAACACAAACAGGUGCAUUUUCUAGAAUCAUAAAACUUUGUGAAGAAAAACAUGAAAAAGGUGAGAUAAAGAAUGGAAGGAAAAGCAGCUGUGUGCCAUCUGUAAAAGGAAUCAUAAAUUUAGGAAAUACUUGCUUUUUUAAUGCAGUCAUUCAGAACUUAGCACAGACUUACAUUUUUACUGAACUGAUGAAUGAGAUAAAAGAAGAUGGUACAAAAUUUAAGAUUUCUCUUUCUUCAGAUUCGCAGCUGGACCCAUUAGUGGUGGAACUUUCAAGCCCUGGACCACUGACCUCAGCCUUGUUCCUGUUUCUUCACAGUAUGAAGGAGGCUGAAAAAGGACCACUUUCUCCUAAAAUUCUUUUCAACCAGCUUUGUCAGAAGGCACCUCGAUUUAAAGGUUUCCAACAACAGGACAGUCAGGAGCUUCUUCACUCUUUGUUGGAUGCAGUCAGAACAGAGGAAGCAAAGAGAAUACAAGCUAGCAUUCUAAAAGCAUUUAACAAUCCAACUACUAAAACUGCUGAUGAUGAAACUAGAAAAAAAGUCAAAGCCUAUGGAAAAGAAGGUGUGAAAAUGAACUUCAUAGAUCGAAUCUUCAUUGGUGAAUUAACUAGCACAGUCAUGUGUGAAGAAUGUGCAAAUAUCUCCACCAUGAAAGAUCCAUUCAUUGAUAUUUCACUUCCUAUUAUAGAAGAGAGGGUUUCCAAACGUGUAGCUUUGGGGAAAACAAGUAAAUGCCGACGUUCCCAGGAGACAGAUGUUACUCAUUACAGUGGGACUGUCACUGUAGAAAAAGCCCAUCAACCCAGAGCUACCAGGAACUAUUCCUCAUCUAAAGAUAAGAAUCAACUAAUUCAUGACAGAAAACAUACAAGAAAAUUGUCAUCUGGAGAAGAGAAAAGUAUUAUGUAUCAGAAAAAUGAAAACCUUGAAGUCAGCCAGUUUGCAAGCUUCUUGAACACGGAGUUGUCCCUGAAUGAAAGCCCCACAGGCAGCGAGAAAGAAGCCAGCCAGUCUGAAAGCAGUGCUGAUGCCGACAGCGAGGCUUCCGAGUCUGAAAGUGCUGCCAAGCAGACCGUGUUGUUAAGGUCGAGUGGUGAUUCCUGUGGACACACAGAUGCACACCUUCACCUGCCAUUCCCAAGUGAAUUGCUGCACACCGAGGAGACGGAUGGUGGUGACAGGGGAAUUGCUGAAGCUAUUUCUGAACUUUGUUUGAGCAGCACUCUAAUUGGAAAUGAAGAUUUUGAUGGGGAAAACCAGCCACUAAACAUUCCAAAUAAUUUGUGUUUUUCAGAGGGAAAGCGUAUGAGGUUUCAUAGUGCCCAAAAUGCUUUUCAGACUCUUUCUCAGAGCUAUGUAACUACUCCUAAAGAAUGCUCAGUUCAGUCAUGUCUCUACCAGUUUACAUCCAUGGAAUUACUAAUGGGCAACAAUAAGCUUCUCUGUGAGAACUGUACUGAAAAGAAGCAGAAAUGCCAAAAAGGAACCGGUUCUGCAGGAAAGAAAACAGAAGUUUAUACUAAUGCCAGGAAGCAAUUGCUCAUUUCUUCUGUUCCAGUUAUCCUAAUUCUUCAUCUUAAAAGAUUCCAUCAGGCUGGCUUGAGUCUUCGUAAAGUAAACAGACAUGUAGACUUUCCACUUACACUUGAUUUAGCACCAUUCUGUUCUCUUACUUGUAAGAAUGUAACUGUGGGAGAUAAAGUUCUCUAUGGUCUCUACGGCAUAGUGGAACACAGUGGCUCAAUGAGAGGAGGUCAUUACACUGCUUAUGUGAAAGUGAGAGUGCCCUCCAGGAAAUUAUCAGAUCACGUUACUGGAAGGAAAAAUGUACCUGGUUUGAAAGAAACUGAUAGUGAAUUCGGAGGCCACUGGGUCCAUGUUACCGACACCUAUGUGCAGGUGGUUCCAGAAUCAAGAGCACUUAGCGCACAAGCUUAUCUUCUUUUUUAUGAAAGGAUAUUGUAAUUAUUUACUUGCUAAUGGUAAUGGUUAUUUAGCUCAUUUUUAUGUGAUGCUGCCAUGGUAAUCAAUAAUUUUUAAUGUGCCUUUGUUGUCUUUUCUGUAGGAAUAGCGCAUUUUUCAUAUGUCACUUAACUUUUUCACCAUUUAAAAAUGAAUUUAUUCAUUGCUUUCCAAAUCUAUAUUCUUAAAUGUAAAGUAUGUUCUUUUUCAUGUCCUGGGAAAAAUCACCUCCCCCCGCCCCCCAAAUUGAUAGUUGUAGAGAAAACCACUUUAUGAUGUGGCUCAUUAUUAGAAGCACUCAGAAAUGAUGCUAAAUCUAAUAAUUCUUAAUGCACUGUGAUAACCCUUCCUGAACUCUGGAACUCAUGUAAUACAUCCUGUGCCAUAAUUUACUUAUUUUUUAUAUUUUAGUUUUGUUCUGAGUUUACACUUUUAUGUGCUUAUUAUUUUUCUAGCAAACAAAAUAAAUGUAUAGCUAGUAAAGAGCAAUUACUCAUCCAUGUACUACUCCAUUUAAAAUUAUCUCAGGGCUACCCAGUGGCAUAUGAGUAUUACUGUGUGUGAAACAUUGCUAAAACAAUAUGAACUAAUGCCUAAUGUAACAUAAUUACUUUAUAUUUUAUGUGAUUCAGUCAUCCAAAAGAUAUCACCAUAAUUCUAGUAGUGUGGGUUUACAACUUCUACAUUGAUUAGCUUAUUGCUCUGAAGUUUUGAGACUAUUGAAACAUUUAGUAAACUAGUAAUUUGUAGCCUAUUCAUGGUGAAGUUAAUUUGCAAGUGGUUGGCUAAGGCCAAAUGCAAAUAUAGAUAAUUGUGACAUGUAGAAUUGGUAAAUAGAAGUUGAUAAUCUACAUAGGAACACUGAAUAUGUUAAAGUGUAAGGAUACCUUUGAAGUAUAAACUACCAAGUUAUAUUUAUAAAAGCUAGAGAAUCAUAUUCUUCUACUUAUCGAGGGAAUAUAUGUUUUCUACUUCUUUGCUUUGAUAAAUAUUAAAUACAAUUUUGUUUUGAACAAGCAUCAUUUAAAAGUUGAGGUGGGGGGGCUGAAGAGAUGGCUCAGCGGUUAAGAACACUGGUUGUUUUUGCAGAGGACCCGUGUUCAAAUCCCAGCACCCACAUGGCAGUUAGCAACUGUCCAUAACUCCAGUUCCAGGGGA
This is a messenger RNA of Nannospalax galili (Upper Galilee mountains blind mole rat), 3694 nucleotides long. RefSeq names its product ubiquitin specific peptidase 45 (gene Usp45). Lineage: Eukaryota; Metazoa; Chordata; Mammalia; Rodentia; Spalacidae. The coding region runs from base 104 to 2539 and encodes 811 amino acids. The record is from RefSeq and is a predicted model, not a curated record. The transcript has 18 exons. Gene Ontology annotation, biological process: protein deubiquitination. Gene Ontology annotation, molecular function: cysteine-type deubiquitinase activity; zinc ion binding.